AGGGAAGGAGGUUCCACUUGGACCACAGAGCCAGCUUGAACUAGUAACGUGUGGAAGGAACAUAGUUUAUAAAGAUGUGACGCAGGCUCCUGGGGAAAGAGCGCCAACCUCUGGCUGUGCGGGCUCCUGCUCUUCGCCGCUCUCCUGGGCUUCUACAGGUGAGCCGGGUCCGCCUGGAGCUUCAUGCAGCAGGAGAGGCGUGCCCUCGGGAAGCAGCCUGUCCCGCAGUUGGAUUUGGAGCGCGUCCUCUCACUGCGAGAACCUGUUCUUCCCAUAACAUAAGGACCCCGGGGAGCGCAGAGAGCCCGUGGUGCCUCCCGGGUCAUGCCUUUAAGAAUUUGGAGCCCCGUGUCCCUGUGGCCUGCAGCUUCCUGCUGUGACCCAGCUCUGAACCCCUCACCCCCUCUGGCCUUGCUGUUCACAAUGGAUGUGACAGCCAGGUGCCCAGAACGGCGGCCCGAUGGCUCUGGGUUGGGACCUGGGUCAGGGGUCCGGCCUCUAUUCUUGACCUAGAUGCGGGGUUCAUUCGACUUAGUCGUCUAGCUCCCUCUCCCUCUGCAUUGUUCCGUGUUUACAUUUCAUUUUAUCUUCUUUUCCCCUCAUUUUGACAUACCCUGCAUUGCCUUGUUAAUUUUUUUAGACUGGUAAAAGUUUAGAAACCAAAAGAUUCAUCUGAUUAUUUCCUUCUGGAUAUAAAUAACAUACUUUAGGGCACUUUUCAAGAGCUCACAAUAAGAGCUCUUUCUUCAAAUGAAGACUUACAUUUUUAAAAGAUGACCUCAAUAUGCAAAGAGUGAUUUUAAAAUCUUUCGACGUCUUUUUUUUUUUUUUUUUUUUUUUUUAAUUCACGCGAACCAGGAUAAAUCCUAGGACAGAAUUCUUCGACGGGAAAAUUACCAUCUAAUUUGGCAACAGGAAGAAAGUCUCACACUGACAGAGCCUCAGACGGAGCCAGGUCUCCUUUCUGACUCCCCAGGGGUCUGCCCCCAGGCUCCUGGGGGGGGUCGUGACCUCUUCCGUCUGGUCUGUGCCCAUCGGAGCCCCCCUUCCUCUGCAGUUCCGCUGGAGCGCGGUGUCACCAGGGGACGUAGUUCCUGCAGGGGGUCCGGUCGGGGAGGGGGCAUGACGGGAAUUCUGUUUUGCCCGCUUUGAGUUUGAGGAGACUGCGGACCUCCAGCGAGCGGUCUGUCCGCACCGGUGGGUGCUGCUGUCCGAAAGCAGAUGAGGUCACGAGGUGGGCAAGGCCGCGGGGGAUAGAUACCCCCUGUUCUCCCCGUGCGGUGUCUUCAGCGGCCAUCAUCAGCUCAGCUGCCUCUGAGCGGUCACCCCUGUCUUGCUCACAUGUUCUCUCCCUCCACACCUGUGGGGCUCCAGCCUGGGUACCUGGGACCCCAAGGCGGUUCAGGCCCUGUCCCUGCCCCCCAGGCGGCCAUGUGGAGGGGCCGAGGUUAGGCCCUCGCACCUUAACCCAAAUCCCACCCACAGUGCAGGGGGAGGCCCCUUCACAGGGACGCACAGAAACUUCUUGGAGGAGGGACCAGCUGUGCUUGGGUGGGGGAAGCCAGGGCAGGGGAGGGGAGGGCAGGAGAGCGAGUCACGCCAAGACUGGGGUUACGAGCGCUACAUGGCACACCCCCGCUGCAUCCCCAGAUUUCCUCCCUGCCCUGUCGCUCAGCUGGUGAGCCACGGAGCUGGUGACCUGCCCUUGGGCUUCCGCUCUCUAUGUGACAGCGUUGUUAGAAAACGGAGGAGGCGGGGCUCGAGUUCAGAGCACCUGCAGAGCCCCAGGGGCUGGUUCGCAAGAGAGGUUUCUACCCAGGCCCUCCUCACUGCUCAGGGCUGUGCGGGGCCUGGGGUCGCAUCUAGGUGAAUCUGAUGCCGGGGUCCCCGUCCAAGCUAUGGGUGACUGUGGUGAUAGGAUAGGGUUAUAAUGGCCCGGUCGCCUGGCAGGGGGCGGGGGAGGUCAGCAGGGCUCUGCUUGGGCCCCACGUCCAUUCCCUCAGGAGCCAGAGGCCGAAAGGCUCAGAGUACGUGUGUGCAAGUCUCAGCCCGGUCUGCGCCCGGCCCGGAGAAGACUCAGCUUCUCGCCUUUGUUUGUCCGCCAGCAAUGUUUUCAGGCUGAUUCCCGGAUGGGGCCAGAGAGGAGCAUCUCAAAGGAUGACCACCCUGCGGUCCCACAGCCGAAGCCAUCCAGCGAAAGUGACUGCCACCGGGACACCAGCAGAGUCCCUGAGGUACCCAGGCUGGCUUACCCCAAGGCCCAGGUCCUCAAGCCCACGAGGGCGGACGUGCUGGUCAUGACCCCCUGGUUUGCUCCCAUCGUCUGGGACGGGGUCUUCGACUCUACCGUGCUGGAUGCGCAGUUCAGAAACACCACCAUCGGGCUGACCGUGUUCGCCAUCAAAAAGUACGUGGUCUUCCUGGAGCUGUUCCUGCAGACGGCGGAGAGGUACUUCAUGGUGGGACACAGGGUCACCUACUACGUCUUCACCGACCGGCCAGCCGAUGUGCCCAACGUGCCCCUCGCCGGAGGGAGGCAGCUGGUGGUCCUCAAGGUCCGGAACUACGCGCGCUGGCAGGAGGUGUCCAUGCACCGCAUGGAGAUGAUCAGCAAUUUCUCGCAGCAGCGCUUCCUCCGCGAGGUGGACUACCUGGUGUGCAUGGACGUGGACAUGAAGUUCAGCGACCAGGUGGGCGUGGAGAUCCUGUCUCCCCUCUUCGGCACCCUGCUCCCCAGCUUCUUCAGGGCGGCCCGCGAGUCCUUCACCUACGAGCGCCGGCCGCAGUCCCAGGCCUACAUUCCCAGAGACGAGGGUGACUUCUACUACGCAGGAGGCUUUUUUGGGGGGUCAGUGGCCGAGGUUCUCCGGCUGACCUCGGCCUGUCACCAGGCGAUGGUGGUCGAUCAGGCCAAUGGGAUUGAGGCCGUGUGGCAUGACGAGAGCCACCUGAACAGGUACCUUCUCUACCACAAGCCCACCAAGGUGCUGUCCCCGGAGUACCUGUGGGACGAACAGAUGCUGCAGAGGCCGCCUUUCCUCAAGAGACUGCGCUACGUGGCGGUGCCCAAGAAUCACGCCGAAAUCCGGCACUGAGGAGCCCGGGGCCCGGGAUGUCUCCCGACAAGGCGGCCGCCUUAGCAGGGCUUCCCCUGGGAAGGCACCGGGGAUGUGGUGCUGUCCUGAGCGCCUGGGUCUCGGAGUCCUUUUCCCCGGGAGGCUCCCCCUUCCUCCUCAGUAUAAACCGGGCUGUCCUUCAAGGUGCCUGCAAGGUCGCCCUCCCCGGGAAGCCUUCUUUGAUCGACUCUUCCUCCUACCACUGAGAUGCGCGGCUCCUCGCUGCGUCUCUGUGAAGCCCAGAGCGUCUCCUCCUGGCCGAGCCCUGCCCUUCUGCCUCCAUUUCCCAUUGGUCUUGGUCCUCACAAUGUGGGCUCCUGAGGGCAGAGGUGAGGAUCUCUUCUUUGUACACGCCAAUACCCACACAGUGCCUGAUGCCCAGAGACUCUCGAAACAUGACCCCUCAAAGCCUGGUGGACCCUGUUCCCAGACAAUGGGUGAGGCCCAGCCUGAAAGCACGCUUCUGGGUUUGGUUUGUGUGUAUCGGUAGCUGGUGGCUUUGGGUUGUUUUUCUGUUUCUUACGGAUUUGUGGGAGUUUGUUAUUGCUUAAGGUGUUAGUACUUUUCUCAGACACGAGCUAAGAAUCUCUUCUUCUGGUUUUUAUGUUGCUACUACAACUCUUUUAACAUGGAUGAAUUUAAGAACUCCUUUCCUGCUUCAAAAUCAUGAAGAUAGUGUCUUCUGUUAGAAGAUAGUGUCCAGAAGUUUUAUGUUUUUGCCUCACACUUAGGUCUUUAAUCUACUGACACUGACUUGUGUGUGCUUUUAAUGUCAGGAUUUGAUUUAAUUUUCCUGUCUCUGGAUAACCAUCAUCUGAGCACCACUGAUUGAAAACCUAUUUGGAAACUUAUGGGAAAGGUCUUUUCCCUGACUUGCAAUAUCAUCGGCCUCCAAGUGUCGUCUGUCCCCAUGGGCCUGGGUCUGUCUGUGGGUCUGGGCUUGUGGCCAUAACCCCCCUCUUAGUUCCUGGAGGCCCGUAGUCCAGCCUCCGUCCGGGCCGCACGCCCUCCCGCCUGUUUCCUCACAAGUACUUUGAUGGCUCUCGGCUGUUGCAUUUCCAUGUCACUUUUAAAUCUUUUGUCAAAUUGCAGAAAGGAGCCUGCUGGAGUUUUUAUUUAUUUAAUUUAUUUAUGUUUUUGAGAGAGAAAGAGAGAGAGAGAGAGAGAGAGAGAGCAUGCAAGUGAGAGGCGGGGGUGGGUCAGUGGGAGAGAAUCUUAAACAGGCUUCAUGCCCGGUGUGGAGGCCGGCUGGGAGCUCCAUCUCACGACCCUGAAAUUAGGACCUGAGCUGAAAUAAAGAGUCAGACGCUUCA
Mustela erminea (ermine) is the source of this 4429-nucleotide messenger RNA. RefSeq names its product ABO, alpha 1-3-N-acetylgalactosaminyltransferase and alpha 1-3-galactosyltransferase (gene ABO). The record is from RefSeq and is a predicted model, not a curated record. Lineage: Eukaryota; Metazoa; Chordata; Mammalia; Carnivora; Mustelidae. Gene Ontology annotation, biological process: carbohydrate metabolic process. Bases 2130 to 3095 code for a protein of 321 amino acids. Gene Ontology annotation, molecular function: glycoprotein-fucosylgalactoside alpha-N-acetylgalactosaminyltransferase activity. The transcript has 8 exons. Gene Ontology annotation, cellular component: membrane; vesicle; Golgi apparatus.